GGAUAGAGCUGUUGUAUCUGGCAAGAAUGUUCCUUGGCCAGAAAGGGCAUUUUGUCUGCACGAUUUGUCUGGCUACCUCUCCCACUCCAGAACCAUGCUUGUCGUGAGUUUAAUUGUCCAUAAGUGGCACUGUUUCUCUAUAUGUCAGCCUUCUUGAGAUUAAAUGGUGAACUAUCACUAGUGUACCUUACCUCUCGCUCAAUGACAGCUGGGAUCUGCUCCAGUCCCCCCUCCCCUGAACUUGACAAGCAGUUACGGUUAGUGAUGGAUUGACAAACUAACAAACAAACAGUGCAGAAAGGUGUAAAUGUAAUACUUCAAAGGAAGAAAAGAGCAGAACAUUAGGUGACGGUAAGGUUGAAUUAAUAAUAUAGGAGGUGAGACCAGAUCAAAUGAAGAGAGAAUAAUGAGGGAGGCAAGAAAAAAUGCUUCAUUUGAUCAAAUACAUCAAAUCUGUGCAAGCAUUGCUGGUGGACAGAAAGAAAGAAACUAAUUCAUAGGUUCAAACUCAUAACUACUUUUGACUAAUAAGGAGCAUAAAUCUUUAAAGAAAAAUUAUGAUGAUUUGAAAAUAUCUGCAUAUUUGGCAUCUUAAAUGAUAUGCAGAAAAGUUUGCAGAAAUGUAGAAUAUCAAAAUGGAUUUCAAAUCUUUUCAUAAUCUUUAACAUCCCCAAAUCUUAUGUCAAAAGAUUUCAGAGAUCUGCUUUACAAUAAGAAAGACUCCACCCCAACAUGUUGUUUUUCUCAACCCAUACAUGCCCGAACAUGAAUUUGCAGUCUCAGCAAUUUUCUCAAUAAAAACAGUCUUGUGCAACACUUGAAAACUCCUUUAGAGUGAGAGUGGAAGAGUGGAAGACACUCACCAAGACUCUGAAAGAUGUCAUUUGGAGGAGAUUCUCGGUAUCUGAUGACAAUCGAUGAUGGGGGAAAAAAUGAGAGAUCUCUAAGUUUAGUGUGGCGGAUUGGAGCUGCUGUGGUGUGUCUGGUGCUUCUUCUGCUCACCGUAAUCUUGGUGGCUCACAAUACCAGUGCUAUUAACAGCUGGGAUGCCAAGUAUGAAGACCUGAUCUCUAAUCUGACAAAAGACAGGGGCACUAGAGACAAGCAAGACAAGACUGAGUCCAGUAGCCUGACUCAAACGAGGGACAUUGCUAGCGUUGAGCGAGAUGCUUUAAGAAAUGAACGUGAAGCUCUGAAAGAGGAGCGAGAAGCCCUAACAAGUGAAAGAAAUCAACUACAGAACUACUCCAGCAGCUUGACUAAAGACAGAGAUGCUCUGAAAGAUGAGCGAGAAGCUCUGAAAGAGGAACGAGGCCAACUGAAGAUUUAUUCCAGCAACAUGACCAAAGAGAGAGAUGAUCUGAGGGAUGAGCGCAAAGCUCUGAGAGAUGAGCGAGCUGCUCUGAAAAAUGAGCGAGAUCAACUUAAGAUUCAAUCUAGCAACCUGACUGAAUACAAAGGUGUUCUCAAAGAAGAGCAAGGUGCCAUAAAAGAUGAGAGAGAUGCUCUGGCAAUUGAGCGUGCUGCUUUGAAAGUUGAGCGAAACAAUCUGAAGGUUCUAACCUUCAACCUGACUAAAGACAGAGAUACUCUGAUAGAUGAGCGAGACGCUUUGAGAAUUGAGCGAAACCAGCUGAAGAUUCAUUCCAGUAACCUGACCAAAGAGAUGGGGAUCCUGCAGAGCAAAUACAACACUGUGGCUCUAAGGCGAGAUAGGCUUCAAGAGGAGCUCAACAGGCUCAACCUCAACCAAACAGCUUCUUGUUUACCUGGAUGGAACCUUCAUAACAACAAGUGCUACUACUACUCGCCCAAAGGAAAGACUGACACCUGGGAAAAUAGCAGAGCAGACUGUCUAGCGAGAGGAGGGGACCUGGCGAUGCCAAAAACACAAGAUGAGCUCGUUUUUGUCAGCAAAGGUAAUAGCUACUCCUGGAUUGGUUUGUCAGAUAAAUUGCAAGAAGGCGUGUGGCAGUGGGUGGAUGGGACUGACCUGGAAGAUCUGGGAUUCUGGAAAGAAGGGGAGCCAAAUGAUCAAGGAAGUGAGGAUUGUGUGGAGGUUUCCCGCUCUCAGGUGAAAUGGAAUGAUGCACCUUGUAGGAAUAAAUUUCCAUGGACAUGUGAGGCCUUUGGUCCAGGGGGUAGCAAUUGAAAAAUGUCUAUAAGUCCCCCUCAUCCUGUUAUAUAUCCUACAGUCCCUUUUGUAAUAUAAUGAGCCUUUUUUUAUUUUUUAAGAUUCCAUGGUUAUUAUCGAGGUGAUAUUUUUCUUUUUCUCUUUAAUUUCUACAAUUUUAUCAGGUUAUUAUGGAGGUGAUAUUUCUCUUAUUUUUUCUUUUUUAAAGUUUUAUCAGAGCUGAUAGAUGCCCUUAGUACAAAGCUGAUUUUUUUUUUUUUUAAAUCUUAUUUUUGUAACUAUUUCUUGUACUUAGUGCUUGAUAUUUUACUUGCAUUCCUAUUUUAUGAAUAUUUUGAUUGUAUAUAACUAUAUUUCUACCUCUAUGUUGUGGUUUAGUGCAGUUGUAACAACCGUAUCUUUCUUCCACUGUUUCUAAAAUAAACAAUAAACAUGUAUAAAAGAA
Labrus bergylta (ballan wrasse) is the source of this 2579-nucleotide messenger RNA. RefSeq names its product C-type lectin domain family 4 member M. Lineage: Eukaryota; Metazoa; Chordata; Actinopteri; Labriformes; Labridae. The record is from RefSeq and is a predicted model, not a curated record.